UCUGACGGUCUGAAGCAGGAGUUGGGUGAAAGAGCGACAAGGGGGAGGGGGCGUGUCGGCUUCGCCGCCCUCCUCCUCCUCCCGCCCCGCGCCCCCAGCCUCGGUGGGGAGGCAGCCCCCGGGAAGACAACGCAAGUGGUUGUAUAACAUGCGGCGUCCGCAGCCGGGGCAGUCGCUGCUGGCUCCCGGCGCCCGUGUUAGAAAGUCCUAGGGUGGCUGUCUGGGGACGUGGGCGGAAAAGAGGGGGGGCCUGGAAGGAACCCCUCUGCGCUCCUCCUGCCCCAGGGUGAGGGGCAGAAAGAAGGGAGAAUGACGUCUUGGGAAGGAUGGAACGCUGUGUUCACCCUUUGGGAUGAAGGUGGAAUCUAACUUCAGGACCACUAUGUCGGGUUGGAAAAUACACAACUCCUGCACAUAGAGAGAUGGGAAUGUGCAGAUAAGCCUUGGAUAAGUCCACUGAAGCCAAAAGGUCCCCUUGAUGGAUUGUCUCCUUGGUGGUACGCAGGGAUUCCAUUCCAAACUACUUGUUUAUGUACUUGUUGAGGCAUUUGAGAUCUAACACCACCGAACCAUACAUUUUGGGAACAAGAAAUAACAGUGAGUGAACACUGUGACAUAUGUCUAUCGAGGGCACUAGUUUGAUCGCCCGUAUCUGUUGAAGAUGACAAAUGGCCUGCUCCAUCCUCCAGUGUUUCUCUGGAUUGUUCAUCUUGAGGGAUGUUGGGAAAAACUUGGGUGGAUUGCUGCUUUUGCGGUCUAGGGAGUAACCAGCGAUCCUGGAUGGUGGACAUCCAGGUGGGAGUGAAGUCUAGAAGCCUGCCCCCGAUUGGAUCUGAGUCAUUGCUUUGGGGGGAUUUGAGAUUUGGUGUUGAAGGCCCUGGAUCCUUGCAACCUUGCAGGGGCUUCUAUAAUGCUGCCUCCCCUGUAAUUGCCCAGAACUCUUGAAGUUGUUGCUGCGGAAGUCUCUGGCCUGAUUGGCUGCAUUAGAGAGUCUUAAAAGAUUACACUGGUUGCUAAUAAGUUUCCAGGCAAAAUACAAGGUUUUGGUUAUAACCUAUUAAGCCCUAAUCAGCUUGGGCCCUGGGUAUUUAAGAGAACGUCUUCUUCGCUAUGAACUACGCAGCCCAUUGAGAUCAUCUGGAGAGGUUCGUCUGCAGUUGCCACUGGCUACUCAGAGAUGGUGGCUACUCAGAGACGGACCUUCUCCACUGCUGCCCUGAGGCUUUGGAACACACUUCCUGCUGAAAUAAGAGCCUCCCCAUCUCUUACAACUUUUUAAAAGGCAAUCAAGAUGCAGUUGUUCACCCAGGCUUUUAAUUAGAGAUUGUUUUAAUUGUGUUUUUAAUAGUUUUAACAUUUUAAAUUUUAACUGUUUUAAUGUGUUAAUCUUUUUAUCUGUUGUUUUUAUUGUUUUGUUGUAAACCACCCAGAGACCUGCAUUUUGGGCCGUAUACAAAUGUGUUAAAUAAAUAAAAUAAUAAAAAUAAAUACAUUACCUUGGAACUGGCUGUGGGGCGAAAGCAAGAGGAGUAGGAGCGAAAGGACCUACAAAAAUCUCUCAACGGUUUUUUGAACUCAGAUCUCAAGUGUGAAAAUUGUGAAUGCUGAAAACACACAAAUAUGGCUUGAAAAUAUCAAAAGUGUACAACUGAUUACCCUAAGUACAGUUGUUCUGUUAUAUAACUAAGGAGCUGAACACUGGGCAGCACUUUGAACUCUAUAAAAUUAUUGUCCAGCACUUAGCUAUUGCUGAAAAUGAGUGCUUACUUGGAAAUUGCAGAUGAUAAAAUGCCCACAGAGAACAUGGAUAUUCAGAUGAAGAAUGAACGAAAUCUGGACAGUCUUCAGGAAGAUAUUGAGAUGAGUGGUGGAUCAAGUGGAAAUGAUACCAAUGAAAAUUACACCAGUGGACAGGAUUCACAUAGCAGUGAAGGUGAUGAAAAUGGAAAAGAAACAGCUAUGAUUGUGGAAUCUUUAGACGGCUGUAAAAGCAAUGAACUGUCUUCUAAAUCGAAAACCCAGAAGGAACUAAUAAAAACACUGCAAGAACUAAAAAGGCAUCUUCCUCCUGAUAAAAAAAUUAAAGGCAAAUCUAGUAUUGUGGCAACUCUGAAGUAUGCACUUAGAAGCAUUAAGCAAGUUAAAGCCAAUGAAGAAUAUUAUCAGUUGUUGAUGGUUAACGAGAGCUACCCUUGUGGUCUUGAUGUAUUGUCCUAUACUGUGGAAGAGGUUGAAAGCAUUACUACAGAAUACAUUGUGAAGAAUGCGGAUAUGUUUGCUGUAGCUGUUUCUUUAGCCACUGGAAAAAUUCUAUACAUCUCAGAUCAGGCUGCCUCUAUUCUCUGCUGCAAGAAAGACUUCUUUAAAAAUGCCAAGUUUGUGGAGUUUCUGGCACCUCAGGAUGUCCCUGUGUUCUAUAGCUCUACUACUCCAUAUAGAUUGCCAUCUUGGAGUAUUUGCAAUGGAGUUGAGUCUGCCACCCAAGAGUAUAUGGAAGAAAAAUCUUUUUUCUGCCGCAUCAGUGCAGGGAAAGAACAUAUAAAUGAGAUCUGCUAUCACCCAUUUCGUAUGACUCCUUACCUUAUUAAAGUACAAGAUGUAGAGGAUCAGCUUUGUUGUGUGCUGCUUGCAGAAAAAGUACACUCUGGUUAUGAAGCACCUAGAAUUCCUCCUAAUAAAAGAAUUUUUACAACCACACAUACACCAAAUUGUUUGUUCCAGGAUGUGGAUGAAAGAGCGGUGCCUCUGUUGGGAUAUUUACCUCAGGACUUGAUUGGAACUCCUGUUUUAGUGCAUCUUCAUCCAAAUGACAGACCUUUAAUGCUUGCAAUUCACAAAAAAAUACUCCAGUGUGGUGGACAGCCGUUUGAUUAUUCACCAAUCAGGUUCUGCACUAGAAAUGGUGAAUACAUAACUCUGGAUACUAGCUGGUCCAGUUUCAUCAAUCCCUGGAGUCGAAAGGUUUCCUUUAUAAUUGGAAGACACAAAGUUAGAACAGGUCCCUUGAAUGAAGAUGUCUUUGCACCUCACUAUACAGAGGAUAAAAUCCUUCAUCCUAGCAUUCAGGAAAUUACAGAGCAAAUACAUCGGUUGCUAUUACAGCCUGUACACAACAGUGGCUCCAGUGGCUAUGGAAGCUUGGGCAGCAAUGGAUCGCAUGGACACCUAAUGAGUGCGGCUUCAUCCAGUGACAGCAACGGGAACAAUAAUGAAGAUGGCCAGAGGGUACACAAGCCUAACUCUUCUCAAGAUAUUUGUAAAGAUGGAAGUGUGGCCAAAACUAAAGGAGAGUGUGUCUUCUUUGAUUCCAAAUUGAAGCUUGAGGAUCAGAAAAAAUAUUAUGGAGAAAAGCCCGGUGACGGCUGUGAUGGUUUGAAAAGUGCUGCUCAGUCAGGUGAAAAUGAUGCUGUUGGAAUUGCCUGCCAAAGGAGCAUGGCUGUCGAAGAACUGGCUUGGGGAGAGCAGCCUGUGUAUUCCUAUCAGCAGAUCAGCUGUUUAGACAGUGUUAUCCGGUAUUUGGAGAGUUGCAGUGCACCUGAUGCAGAAAAGAAAAAGUCUCUGCCAACAUCAAAUGCUGUCUCUUUGAAUUCUACUAUGCACAGAGAAAAAUUGAAUGAUAAUACCAUUAAAAUAUCCACAGAAGAAAGUGUGCUGUCGAAAACUCACAUAGGUCCUGCCAUGUUGGAGACAUCUGACAAAUCAAAUGCUUCUCCUGUUGUUGGGGCUCACUUAACAUCUCUGACUUUGCCUGGCAAACCAGAAAGUGUGGUAUCUUAUACCAGCCAGUGCAGCUACAGCAGCACCAUAGUUCACGUUGGAGACAAAAAAACACAACCUGAAUUAGAAAUAAUAGAAGAUGGUCCUAGUGGAACAGAUCCCAUGGAUAAUCUGCCUGUUGCUCCACAAUCUAAUCACAAAAGCCAAGAAAAGGAACCAUUUAAGAAACUGGGGCUUACAAAGGAAGUCCUUGCAGUACAUACACAAAAAGAAGAGCAAAGCUUUCUGAACAAAUUUAAAGAAAUCAAAAGGUUUCAUAUUUUUCAAUAUCACUGCAAUUACUAUGUUCAAGAAAGACCCAAAGGACAUGCUGGUGAACGUGGUGUUCAUGGAUUACGGCAUGGUUCUGGAGUAGAACAAUUGUGGAAGAAAAGUGGCAAGAACAGGAAAUCCAAGUCAAAACGACACAAACCACAUGAAUCUUCAGACAGCACAACUUCUGGUACCAAACCCCCACACAAGUUUCCUUUGCUUGGCCCAAAUAGUACAGCCUGGUCUCCAUCAGACACUUCCCAAGCAAGUUAUCCAGCCAUGCCUUUUCCUGCAGUCAUGCCUGCAUAUUCCCUUCCAGUUUUUCCACCUGCAGGGACUGUGCCACCACCAGCUCCCGAAACUUCUCUUUCUGGCAUAAAUGAAUUGCAGAGCUUGGGAAGUCAUUGUUCUUUGCCACUGUCACAGUUCUCUGCACCUCUGGUGACUCCGAUGGUAGCACUUGUCCUCCCCAACUAUGUGUAUCCCCAGGUGAAUGGUGUCCCUCAGACGCUUUAUCCUGACCAGCCUAGCUUUUCUGCUCAGACUUUCUCUUCACAAGCACUGUAUACAGCACCACCUCAGUUCACUGGCUCAGACACAUUCCCCCCACAGACAUUAUUUCCAACACAACCGUUCCAAUAUAAUCCACCAGCAGAUAGCGAAAAGACCCCUGCCAUAGAAUCACGAAAUGAACCCUCACGUUCCUGCACUCCUCAGUCUCUCGGUGCACAAGAUCAGGCCUCGCCACCAUUGUUCCAGUCGCGGUGCAGUUCUCCUCUACAGCUGAACCUUCUGCAAUUAGAAGAAAUGCCAAAAGUGACUGAAGGUAGUGCUGCUGGUACUUUAGGUAGCCAUGGAGCUUUCACUGAUGAAGGAACCACUAACAAACCCAUCAACUCAAAUGAUUGUAACAGAAAAGCAUCUUCCCCUGUUGGAUCUCCAAUGGAAGCUCAAAAUAGUGAUGCCUUCUCUGUGUCAAGUGACUUACUUGAUAUUUUGCUUCAGGAAGAUGCAUGUUCAGGCACUGGAUCAGCUUCAUCAGGCAGUGGUAUUUCAGCAGCUGCUGAAUCUUUAGGUUCUGGAUCAAAUAGAUGUGGCAUGUCGGGCAGUGGAACAGGCAGCAGUAGUGAGACAAGCAAUACCAGCAAAUACUUUGGAAGCAUUGACUCCUCAGAAAACAACAGUAAAACAAAGAGUACAGAAAUGGAAGAAUGUGAGCAGUUCAUUAAACGUGUCCUUCAGGAUCCCAUCUGGCUGCUGAUGGCAAAUACAGAUGAUACCGUCAUGAUGACUUACCAGAUACCCUCCCGAGAUUUGGAAGCUGUUUUAAAAGGGGACAAACUGAAACUGAAACAAAUGCAGAAGUUCCAGCCAAAGUUUACUGAGGAACAAAAGAGAGAACUACUUGAAGUGCAUCCAUGGAUUCAGAAGGGGGAAUUUCCAGAAGCUGUUGCUAAUUCAGAAUAUAUAAACAAGUCUUGUGCACAAUAUGAAGAAGAAAUCCAUGAAAUGGAGCUUAAUGAAAUGAGUGAAGCCUGUGGGGAAAAUAGUUUGACUACCCUGAGCCAAUUCAACAGUGAAAAUGUGUAAUCCAUGAUGAUCCAUUUUGAAAGCGCCUGCUUUUAAUUGUUGCAGUGCACCAUUAGAUCUUAAAGGUUUUAAAACUUGUUUCUUGUGAAAUGAUCUCAUUUAUAUAAAACAAAUGGAUUUUUUGUUCUAGAAAAAGGUCAUUUGUGAUGAAACUCUUUGAAUGGGGAUGUUCCUUUCCCUCUCUACUAGCCAUUGCUAAAGAUGUACAAUUCUUUUUCAUUUUUUAAAAAAGUUCAGAUUGUCAAAUGUGUACAAUUUUUCUUUAAAAUUGCAGAGAUUACCAAUGGAGUUCAAUUGAACAGAAUAAGAACAGUUGUAAAGUACUGUGCUGUGCUAGAGUUCCUUUCCACCUCAAUUUUCCAAUAAUGCAUAAUUUGACAAAUUAAUAUAGUUCCAGUUUUGGAGUACUAUAUAUCUAAUGAAUUUCCCAUUAGUGUAUUAAAGCUUUAAUAGUACACAAAUGUUCCCACUUAGGUUUAAUAACUUCAUCCAAUCCCAUCUACAAUCUGAAAUUGUUAAAAACAAUUUAAAAUAUUUUUGCCUUUCUGUAAUAGCCAAACAUCAGUUUAACUUUUUAGAAACGGUAAUAUGCAUGAAAAAGCCUUAACCUUUUUUCCUAUUAAUUUCAAAAUAUCAGAAAAUGUUAAACUACUAUUUUUCACUACAUAUCCAAUUUCCAGGCAAUCCUCCAUGAAAUCAGAACUGAACUGAAAUCUGCUUUUGGUUAAACGUUGCCAGUUAUUGGUUACUUGUUACCAUUUGUGUGCACUAGCUUUCAUAUCUAGUCGGACAUUUAGUAACUGUGCCGUCAAAAAUAUAUAGUUCAGCCUUUCAGAGAAGCACACAAAAAUUAACUAGUGCUCAAAAACUAAAUUACUACCCUAUCCAUUAACAUGGUCUUACUUAUCACAGGCAUCUUGAGUGCUGGCAUCUUGCAAACUGCAUAUACUAAAGGAAUUGUUUGCCCAGCAGAAGAGCUGGCAGCAUAUCUCUUUGUAGCGAAGAAUAAUUGGCUACUGGUAUUCAACGGUAAAUUAUAUAUAUUUUAGAAGUGGAUUUCUCAAACGAAGGAGUCCACCAUUGAAGAAGCCAUGGAAGUAAAUGACCAAGCCAUAUUUCAGCUUCUGCUUGUCCUCCCCUUUGACUUUUCAGUCCAGCUGACAUUCUUUUUCACAACUUUCUUUCUACUGCGGUUACUUUAAAUAUGUGCAUUCCCCUACUGAUGGCAGUGCUGCUUCUUUGUGUUGUAGAUCAUGGUGAAAUUAUAUUCAUGGCUUCAGCUGUAAUUGGAGCUGCAGUAUAAGCCUUAAAUUAUGUCUAGUGUGUAGCUGUAUAGUAUUUCUCUUCAGUUCACACUGACAUCUCUGAAGCUUGUCUCUUAUUUCUGUCUCAAAAGUUUUAACGUUCAGAGAUAUUGAAAUAUAGAUAUAGCAUAAAAUGUUGUAGAUAAAAUGUUUCUUGUAGCUGAAUAGUGUAGAAACCAACUUCAGGAUAUAUUCACUUCUUAAAAAGUAACCUGUAAUGAACUAGACAGAUGCAAUCAUAACUCUAUGUUCCAAACAAUGUUUUCCAGUCAUGUUUAAUAGUAAAGCAUAAGACGUGUCAUGCAAGAUCUGACUAGUGACUCACUGAGGCAAUUAUUCUGUUUUGGAGCAUCUUGUAAUCUGUGUUUAAGGAAGCCCCAGGACAAUAAUGGCUUGAUGCAUUCCUGUCUUUCACUCCAGCUUUCCUGCUAGCCCGAAGCUCACAGGCACCAUGAACACGAGUCUGUAUCCAAUCAAUAUUAUCUAAGCCAACACAUUUCACAAAUUAAUUGUGGGUUGUAUAGAAUAAGUGCCCUUGUUGUUUUUCAUCUUGUGCCUGUGAAUUUCUUCUGGAGCCCCUAACACUUGUAUUAUGGGAGAGGGGUAAAUAAUACUUCUGUGCACUUGUUUUAUAUUCUUCUCUCAGAAGCUCAUUGAAUUGGAGAAUCGAACUUACAUGCAUGUAGGUAUGAAUUCUGAGAACUUUUUCUAGAUGUAUUUUAAGUUGUCAUUAUUGCGGGGGUAUAUUACUCGAUACUGCAGGUACAUAAGCAGCUAGUGUAUAUUGUGUUACACACAAACACUGUAAUUUAACCAGGGACAUUUUAGGAAACAAAGCUUUUUCUAGUAUAACAUGUACACAAAUCUUGAUGCUACAAUUGCUUAUGCACAGCAUUUAUAUAUCCUUUGUAAAUCACAUGGGAAAUGUUCAGUGCUGAAAACAAACUUCUGGGUCCAGUUAACAUUAUGGUGAAGUUGGGCACUUAGUGGAUUUAUGUGUGUUUUGUUUUUCAAACAGCCAUCCACUGUCCUGCAGGGUGAAAUGGCUUUGGAAACGUAGGAGAGCUUUAAAAGCAGUUCUGUGAAAUAGCAUAGAGAGUCUGUUACUUAAAGAGGAAAAAGUUUGAAGUCUUCUCAAGCUUGUCAAGUUCUCCCUAUCCCUAAAACUUUGCUGCUGGAUUGUCACAAGAGUGGUUUAGUGUAUUGAACAGGGUUUUAAAGAUGUAAACUAUUUUUGUAAUGAUCUCUACCAUUGGUAUGUUGUGGGCAGUCAUUUUAAUGACAACAAUUUAGAAAGGAGGACAUUUAUUUAAAGCCUUUACUGAAUGUUUUAAUAAAUAUAUCUACAUCCAUUUAAAGUGUAUUUUUAUUUACAGGGUAGUACUAAAAAAAUUUCCUGUAACUUUUAAAAUUUCAAGCCUCCAUUUUUGACAAAAUUCUGAAAACUGAACUUACUCCAGAUUGAUUGAAUUGUGACUUAGCUUAAUUAUACUUUGAUGUUUUCCCAUUCAGAGAUCAUGUUUCUGUAUAUUGUGCAAUAUACUGGUCUUUGUCACUUGUGACUGAUUUUUAUUACUUGCUUUUUAGAAACUUGGUAAAUAAAGCAAAUUUAUUUUUA
This is a messenger RNA of Hemicordylus capensis (graceful crag lizard), 8541 nucleotides long. It is a transcript of the gene PER2, whose product is annotated as period circadian regulator 2. Lineage: Eukaryota; Metazoa; Chordata; Lepidosauria; Squamata; Cordylidae. Gene Ontology annotation, molecular function: transcription corepressor binding; transcription cis-regulatory region binding. The coding region runs from base 1756 to 5619 and encodes 1287 amino acids. Gene Ontology annotation, cellular component: cytoplasm; nucleus. Gene Ontology annotation, biological process: entrainment of circadian clock by photoperiod; negative regulation of transcription by RNA polymerase II; circadian regulation of gene expression. The transcript is spliced from 23 exons. The record is from RefSeq and is a predicted model, not a curated record.